ACAACAUUUCCCAAAAGGGAGGAAACAACAGAACAGAAGAGCCUUCAAUAUGACCACAUAAACCCAACCCGAUCAGAUAGUAUUCUGAGUUUCAAUUUUCCAUUUUCCAUUUUAUGAGAGCUUCUCUCAGUCAGAUAUGGCAGUUUCAACCUCAUGCUUGAGUUGGGUUCCGACCACCGCAUCAAAUUUGAAGCCGAGGUUGCUUCCUUUCAAUGACCUGCUAUCACCAGCCUCUUGUUCAUUUUCUUCGUGUAGUACCAUCAUUUGCUCCACCGAGAGAACUUCCCCUGAGGAAAGCCAUUGCUAUAGAAGGCCGCUUCUAUUGGGAGUUGGAGCACUAGCUACAAGUUUACUCCCUGCAAGUUCCCUCUUUGCCGAAGAAGUCCCGAAAAAUUAUCGAGCUUUUGUAGACUCCACAGAUGGUUAUUCCUAUUAUUACCCUUCUGACUGGAGGGAAUUUGAUUUUAGAGCCCAUGAUUCGGCAUUCAAGGAUCGAUACCUGCAACUACAGAAUGUUAGAGUUAAGUUUAUACCAACUGAGAAAAGGGAUAUCCAUGAAGAAGGUCCGAUAGAAGAGGUUGUUAACUUUUUGGUAAAUCACCGUUAUGCUGCACCAAAUCAACAAGCUACCAUAUAUGACAUGAAGGAGCGAACGAUUGAUGGUAAAAUUUAUUAUACUUUUGAGUAUAAACUUAGUUCUAGAGCGUACUCCCGGACCUCCUUUGCAACUAUAGCAAUUGGAAACGGUAGAUACUAUACCUUGGUAGUUGGGGCAAAUGACAGAAGGUGGAGAAGGUACCGCAACAUGCUUAAAGUGGUUGCAGACUCAUUCAGGGUGUUGGAUAUAUAAGCUGUUUCUGAAGGAUGUGAAUUUGAAUAAGCACUAUUGGUUUUUGUUGUAUAGUUGGUAUAUACCUAUCUCUUUGUAAGGUAUAUAUUUUCAAGAGCUCAAAAUCGUUGAUUUGUUGAAAACAAAACACCCUUCUAUUUUACUUCCCACUUGAGCUCAA
This is a messenger RNA of Momordica charantia (bitter melon), 1010 nucleotides long. RefSeq names its product PsbP-like protein 2 (gene PNSL1). NCBI's taxonomy places the organism in Eukaryota, Viridiplantae, Streptophyta, Magnoliopsida, Cucurbitales, Cucurbitaceae. Gene Ontology annotation, cellular component: extrinsic component of membrane; photosystem II oxygen evolving complex; photosystem II. Gene Ontology annotation, biological process: photosynthesis. The record is from RefSeq and is a predicted model, not a curated record. Gene Ontology annotation, molecular function: calcium ion binding.